This is a messenger RNA of Penicillium lagena, 1329 nucleotides long. RefSeq names its product peroxidase family protein. The record is from RefSeq and is a predicted model, not a curated record. Lineage: Eukaryota; Fungi; Ascomycota; Eurotiomycetes; Eurotiales; Aspergillaceae. Gene Ontology annotation, molecular function: peroxidase activity. Bases 1 to 1329 code for a protein of 442 amino acids. The transcript is spliced from 7 exons.
AUGCGGUCGUGGAAGUGGAUUAUGCCAGUGACCCUGCUGGGCCUUGGCUUAGGUCUUGUUGACGCUUGGCCUUCGGCAGAACACCAGCACAAGGGAUCUGGUCAUGUUCACAAGAGAUGUCCCUUUGCCGACAUUUCCAAAGGGGCUAAGGAUGAAUUGUACAAGCGCUCGUCAACAAAUUCCAUGAAGAUGCCAAUUGACAUCACCAGGGAGCACGAAUUCGUGCCACCCAACUUUGAAAAUGGGGACCAACGAGGACCUUGCCCUGGCUUGAAUGCGAUGGCAAAUCAUGGCUAUAUCCCACACAAUGGUGUUGUCUCUUUCGCCGAGGUCAUCACUGCAGCCAAUGAAGUCUACGGAAUGGGCAUUGACCUUGCCACUGUCCUCGCAGUGAUGGGCACAGUCUGGGUGGGUGAUCCAAUCUCAUUGGAUCCUAGCUUUUCCAUUGGAGGGGUUUCACCUACUAUGAGCGACCUCCUAGACAACCUAGGUGGUCUGUUAGGUACGCCUCAGGGUCUCAUCGGAUCUCACAAUUUCAUCGAAUCGGACGGGUCCAAUACUCGCGACGACCUCUACGUUACAGGAAACAACUACGGGCUCGAUAUGGACAAAUUCCUCGAAUGGUACCAUAUGUCAUCGGACGGUACAUUUGACAUAGACUUGAUGGCCGAACGGGCAAAUAUUCGUUUGAAGCAGGCAAAGGCAGCUAAUCCCAAUUUCUUCUACGGCCCUAUUACUGGACUUGUAGCGCGCAACGCGGGUUUCGUUUUCCCAGCUCGACUAUUCGCGAACUACUCAGAGGAGAAUCCAGAUGGAGUUACUACCAAGGAGACUAUCCGCAACUUUUAUGGCAUCUACGAGGAGGAUGGUAAAUUAGUUAGCAAAGAGGGCUGGGAAAGGAUUCCUGAGAAUUGGUAUAAAGCACAAACGGACUACGGCCUGCUUCAACUCAAUUCGGACAUUCUUGAGUGGGCGCUGAAAUACCCAGAGCUUGCUAGCAUCGGAGGCAACACUGGCACAGUUGACAGCUUCACUGGCAUUGACGUCACUGACCUCUCUGGAGGAGUUCUGAAUCUGACUACUUUGCUGCAGGGCAACAACUUGCUCUGCCUGGUCUUCGAGGUUCUGAAGCUUGCGAGCCCUGAUGCCCUGGGCGGGCUGUACAAGACUCUGUCGGUUCCAUUGGGAUUGAUCGAAAAUGCCAUUGCUGCGCCCCUGCUAAACAUGUCGUGCCCAGCCUUUAAGGAAUUGCAGAUGGGUGGAAAGCCUUUCUGGUCGACUGCCCUGAAUGUGUUCUCGGGCGCGAAGAAGAGCGGUUCCGCGCUUUGA